UUUACACUCUUACGUCAUCAAGGCUCGGUUUCAACGCCCACGGAAUGUUGUACAGCUGGUAGAAAAAUGGCUUCUGCGACGAUGGCAGGGGCUGAUGCCCAUAGGAUGGAGCAGAAAAAGUUUGAGUAUUUUUCCUCCAUCAACUCCAUGGCCAGGAAAAUAAUGCAAGAAAGAGAGAAAAUAAAAGAUAGAUAUGGAUCUAAUUGGGAGAAAAUGACACCGAAUGAACAAGACAGCGCAAUCGACAAUGGGAUGAUGGACCCUAAUAUUCGUGCUCGUUACGCUAUGCAUAGGGUUGACCGAGAAGAAGUAAUUUGUUAUCCUAAAUUGCUCAUUCAGACAGGCCAAAAAAUUGUCCAUUUUGGUGAUGAGGACAUAACUUGGCAAGAUGAGCACUCUGCCCCCUUCUCCUGGGAGACUAAGAGCCAGUUGGACUUCAGCCUGACAAUGGGUGAAUCGGUGCAGGGCCUCUCCUCCUCGACAGCUGAAUGCAAGCCGAGUAAAGUCCCCCAGAGCAGCCAGAUGAGCAAGGUGACCCAGAGCAGCAAGUUAUCCAAUGGUGAGAGCCUUGGCCAAGGCAGAAAAGAGGAGGAGUCCUCUUUCUGGAAGAUCAGUGCUGAGAGAUCCAGACUGGAGGGGGAACAGGUCGAAUUCCAGUCCCUAACACCCAGCCAAAUCAAGUCCAUGGAGAAGGGGGAAAAGCCACUGCCCUCCUAUCUUCGUCAGGAGUCUACCCCCAAGGAGGCAGAGGAGGCCCUGCCACGGGUGUCCAAGCAGAGAGCCCCUCGACCGCCUGCGCCUCCUCCCCCUGUGCCAGUCUGUAUGGCGCCUCCAGCAGCCAUAAGUGGUACCCAGAUGAGCGUGAGUCCUUCCCCUGCUUCUAUCAGUGUGUCAUCCACGGUGGCUGGCUGGGAGCGCGCUCAGAGCACCCUCCCAUCAGUCAGCAACACAGUGGAAGAUGUCUUCACUCCUGGACUUGUCACCAAAACCAUGGGACUGCCCUCCAAGUCCCCUGCCCGUUCAGGAACCACUGACAGAGAGGAGAAGGCUGCUGCUCAGGAUGAGUCUCAGCUGGCCAUGAGUCCCACCUUUGCUCAGCAGUUUAAUACCAGCAGUAACGUCCUGAAGACUGGAUUUGAUUUUCUGGACAACUGGUAACGGCUGCUUCAAGCAACAACAUUGUGUGACUGUAAUCAACUUGACACCAUAAGGACCAUUGUGAUGACCAUUUUGAUACAUGUAUCAAGGAAAGCCAAUACAUCUUGUCUAUUACUCUUAAAUGGCUUGUUGUGACAUAUCUCACUACAUGUGCUUUUGUUUCCCCACUGCCAGAAUCCCAACCCCUCUACUGUUACCUUUAUAACUCUGACCUCAUACUAGUGCUAAGCAUUACGGUAGUGUACACUAAUGAGAAGCACUCCAAGCGGUAUGCUUAGGCAAGCCAGCAUGUUAAGUGAUUUACACCAUCCGCUAUGUAGAUCUACAGCCAUUUUACACUACUACAGAGUACUAUUUUACAGAUUUUUGUAUGUCAACUAUAUUCAUUGUAUCAUACAAGGCCAUAUUGAAUUCAUCCAUUUUUAAAUGACUGAUUCAAUGGAAAUAAACAAACAGAACCAG
This is a messenger RNA of Esox lucius (northern pike), 1620 nucleotides long. RefSeq names its product chromosome 18 C1orf198 homolog (gene c18h1orf198). The transcript is spliced from 4 exons. Bases 67 to 1158 code for a protein of 363 amino acids. Lineage: Eukaryota; Metazoa; Chordata; Actinopteri; Esociformes; Esocidae. The record is from RefSeq and is a predicted model, not a curated record.